Messenger RNA from Equus caballus (horse), 1792 nucleotides. NCBI's taxonomy places the organism in Eukaryota, Metazoa, Chordata, Mammalia, Perissodactyla, Equidae. The record is from RefSeq and is a predicted model, not a curated record.
CAGCAUGGUGACUUGGGACCUGAAUUGUCAUCUUGGCAAGUUCCUUCCUUCUCUGCACCUCCAUUUCUUCCUGAGGAUGAGUAAUACAAUAGUGAAAAGAGGAUUAAAAGAGAGAAUCUGCAUUGAUGCAACUAAUACCUCAAGAAGUCAAUAAAUGCUAAUGCUAUUUUUUUCAAUAAAAAUAAGAAGACAGUCUCCUGACUGUAUACUAGCAUUUUGCUUGAGGACUUGGGCCUCAUCCCUUAUGAAAUAGCCAUUUUUAUGCAUAAACAUUAAGUGGGGCACUGGGCAGGGGCUGUUCUUUCCAAUAGGCACCGUUCUCUCAAAGUCAACCUGGCAAUUUGUGUUUUGUUCCUGCGGCUAUCAGAAUUACCUUGAAAAUUUCUACCAAUUACCAAGGAAAGGAUAUCAGGCUGCAAGGAAGAACAGCACUAGCAUGGUUGUUGAAAAGCUUAAAGAAAUGCAACGAUUCUUUGGGUUGAAUGUGACAGGGAAGCCAAAUGAGGAAACUCUGGAAAUGAUGCAGAAACCUCGCUGUGGAGUGCCUGACACUGGAGAGUUUAUGAUAACCCCAGGGAACCCCAAGUGGGAACGAAAUAACCUGACCUACAGGAUUAUUAACUAUACCCCACACUUGCUGCUAAGGGCUGAUGUUGAAAGAGCUUUUGAGCGUGCCUUUGAAGAGUGGAGUAUAGCAUCAUCCCUGAAGUUCAAGAAGAUCUCACAGGGAGAAGCAGACAUCAGGAUUGCUUUUUACCAAGGAGAUCAUGGUGACAAUUCUCCAUUUGAUGGACCCAAUGGAAUCCUUGCUCAUGCCUUUCAGCCAGGCCCAGGUAUUGGAGGAGAUGCUCAUUUUGAUGCAGAAGAAACAUGGACCGACAACAGAACAAAUUACAACUUGCUUAUUGUUGCUGCCCAUGAAUUUGGCCAUUCCUUGGGGCUCGCUCACUCCACAAACCCUGCUGCCUUGAUGUAUCCCACCUACGCUUUCAGGGACCCCAGCACCUACUUGCUCUCUCAGGAUGACAUCAAUGGCAUUCAGGCCAUCUAUGGACCUUCAAAUGACCCUAUCCAACCAACUGGAUCAACCGCGCCCACCGCCUGUGACCCCAGACUGACAUUUGAUGCUAUCGUCACACUCCGCGGAGAAACGCUUUUCUUUAAAAACGAGUACUUUUGGAGAAGGCAUCCCCAACUGCCAACAGUCGAACUCAAUUUCAUUUCUCUGUUCUGGCCAUCCUUGCCAAAUGGUAUACAGGCGGCUUAUGAGGAUUUUGACAGGGACCUAAUUUUCCUAUUUAAAGGCAACCAAUACUGGGCUCUGAAUGGCUAUGACAUUCAGCAAGGUUAUCCCAAGGACAUAUCAAACUACGGCUUCCCAAGCAGUGUCCAAGCAAUUGAUGCAGCUGUUUCCUAUAGGAGUAAAACAUACUUCUUUGUAAAUGAUCAAUUCUGGAGAUAUGAUAACCAAAGACGAUCCAUGGAAGCAGGUUAUCCCCAAAGCAUAGCAAGUACCUUUCCAGGAAUAGGAAGCAGAAUUGAUGCAGUUUUCCAGCAAGAUGACUUCUUUCUUUUCUUCAGCGGACCAGUUUAUUAUGCAUUUGAUCUUAAUACUCAGAGAGUUACUAGGGUUGCAAGAAUCAAUAAAUGGCUUAACUGUAGACGAAGUUGAAGCAAAAUCAAAUUUUUUGUAUCCAUUUUCUGAAUAUUGCAGGGAAAUCUAAUUUGCGUAUCCAUUAAAUUGUGACCUAUUUAUUCUUUUCUCAACAAUAAAUGAUGUUGUUUGCUAUCA